CCUCUGUGCUUUUAAUUUGAAGCUGUAACCAAAGCUGCCUGUAGGCCAGGCUUGGGAGGCUGUGCGCUGCAUCCAGCCUUUCUGUUAAGAGAAUUUCGGAGCGUCCCAGAGCAGCAGACACACAACACUUCCCAGGACUGAGCUUUCUGUGGAUUUACACUCUGAGAGGAAGAUGGAAAGCCAGAACAGAACGAUGCCUUAUGCCAUCCCCGAGGAUGGGGAGUUGCCGUCACCGGUGGUCAACGGUGUCCAGCAUGCCGACAUCAAUGAAGCCGAAGUGCCGAUUUCUAAGAGCCAGAGAAGGCGCAGUGAUAUUAAAGUGUACAAGGAAUUCUGUGACUUCUAUGCCCGCUUUAACAUGGCAAAUGCUCUUGCUAAUGCCAUCUGUGAGCGUUGCAAGAGUGGCUUUGCCCCUUCAGAGAAGAUAGUGAACAGUAAUGGGGAGCUGUACCACGAGCAGUGCUUUGUGUGUGCCCAGUGUUUCCAGCAAUUUCCCGAGGGCCUGUUUUAUGAGUUUGAAGGGAGAAAGUACUGUGAGCAUGACUUCCAGAUGCUGUUUGCCCCCUGCUGUCAUCAGUGUGGUGAAUUCAUCAUCGGCCGAGUCAUCAAGGCAAUGAAUAACAGCUGGCACCCUGAUUGCUUCUGCUGUGACAUCUGUCAGCAAGUCCUGGCAGACGUGGGCUUUGUGAAGAACGCGGGCAGACACCUGUGCCGGCCUUGUCACAACCGUGAAAAAGCUCGAGGCUUGGGAAAGUACAUCUGUCAGAAGUGUCACGCCAUCAUUGAUGAGCAGCCCCUGAUUUUUAAGAAUGACCCCUACCACCCGGAUCACUUUAACUGUACCAACUGUGGCAAGGAGUUGACUGCAGAUGCCCGGGAGCUUAAAGGUGAACUGUACUGCCUGCCUUGCCAUGACAAGAUGGGGGUUCCUAUCUGUGGCGCAUGCCGUAGGCCUAUCGAGGGACGUGUGGUUAAUGCCAUGGGCAAGCAAUGGCACGUGGAGCACUUUGUAUGCGCGAAGUGUGAGAAGCCAUUCCUGGGCCACCGGCAUUAUGAGAGAAAGGGCCUGGCUUAUUGUGAGACUCACUACAAUCAGCUCUUUGGAGAUGUGUGCUACCACUGUAACCGGGUGAUUGAAGGAGAUGUUGUUUCUGCUUUGAACAAGGCGUGGUGUGUCAACUGCUUUGCGUGCUCGACAUGCAAUACCAAGCUCACCCUCAAGGACAAAUUUGUUGAGAUUGAUCUAAAGCCUGUCUGCAAGCACUGCUACGAGAAAAUGCCUGAAGAAUUAAAGAGGCGACUAGCCAAACGAGAACGGGACUCCAAGGACAAGGACAAGGACAAAGACAAGGACAAGAAAAAGAAAAUGCCUAUCUGUUUGAACAAGUUUGUGGAGUUUGACAUGAAGCCGGUGUGCAAAAAGUGUUAUGAGAAGUUCCCGUUGGAGCUGAAGAAGAGACUGAAGAAAUUGGCGGAAACGUUGGGCCGCAAAUAAAACGCUUCACCGUGUGGCUUCUUGAGGCACUUGUUGCCUGCCUGGCUCAACGCUUAUUUUUGGUUCUGUUACUUGGGAACGAUUUUUUUUUUACUUUAAGUGAAGCCAUGGUGAAGGAAGAAAAUGCAAAAAAAAAAAUAAUCCAUUUUUUUUUUUAAUCAAAAGAUAAAGAGCCACCUACUUCUAUUCAGUUGCAUUGUGAGUACACAUGUCUCAGUCUUUUACUUUGUACACAAAUGCCUUUUCUUUAUAUUUACGGUGCUUCUAAUUACGCGUCAAGUGCAUGAAGUGAGGCCCGGUGUGGCUACUAGCCGUCAGGUACGAAAAGCAAAAAUUCUUCAUCUCAGCAGUCUGGUGAAUCAGAAAAAUCCAAUAAACGUGGUGCUCUGUAGCCAUAAGGAGUUCUCUUUCUCUUUCCAUGCUCAGCACAAGGGGAGCUUCUUGGCUGCCUUUACUCACUGCCAGUUUUGCACAAGAACGGAAUUUGGCCGUAACCACCAUACUACACGUGGCUGUUCUAAGUCGGCCAUGUAAGAAAUCUGAUGGUUACCUCCUCCACACCAAGACAGAAUUUAAUUCUAAAACGAAGCCUCUUCAACAUGGCCACACCUGCCUUUGGUCUUUUCGCUUAGUUUCUUAGUUUAUCAUAUCUUUCUGUAUCUUGUGUUUAUUUUUAUUUGAAUUGUCGUGCCUUAGCGUUUAUAUAUCUUUGGCAUUAUUGAAUUAAUCUGUUUUGGCGUAUCUUGUGUGCAAAGCGUACAGUAUGAAAUGUAUUUUUUGGGUAAAUCUAUAUUGUUAUUGCAUUGCCUUUAACAUUAUGUAAUACUAGUCAGUUGUACUUCACUUGAAGCUGACUUCAUUCCGACUAUCUAUGCAUUGCCUUGACGGGACCUGGGAGGAAUGAAACAGUUGACACGCUUUAUAAAACUCGCUCAGGAUGUCCAAGGGAUUCAAGUCCUAGGAGGACUUGUGAACAAAAUCAGUGAAAAUAUAUAUAUAUAUAUUUUUUUUUUGUAAUUUUAAAAGCCUAACAUUGAGUGCAAUGAAAAGGCACUAAAUAGAAGAUGUUGAUUUUUACGGUGCUGCCUCAGCCAUGCAGACUUUGCAUUUAUUGUACCGCAUUAUGCCUUUGUCGGCCUGCUCUUUUACACCAUGUUACUUGCUACGGCAUACUCCAGUAUUAAAUAAACUGUAUACCCUUCA
Erpetoichthys calabaricus (reedfish) is the source of this 2698-nucleotide messenger RNA. It is a transcript of the gene lims2, whose product is annotated as LIM and senescent cell antigen-like domains 2. Gene Ontology annotation, biological process: positive regulation of integrin-mediated signaling pathway; cell-cell adhesion; cell-cell junction organization. Bases 173 to 1495 code for a protein of 440 amino acids. The transcript has 11 exons. NCBI's taxonomy places the organism in Eukaryota, Metazoa, Chordata, Cladistia, Polypteriformes, Polypteridae. Gene Ontology annotation, cellular component: cytoplasm; cell-cell junction; focal adhesion. The record is from RefSeq and is a predicted model, not a curated record.